Sphenostylis stenocarpa is the source of this 1023-nucleotide messenger RNA. NCBI's taxonomy places the organism in Eukaryota, Viridiplantae, Streptophyta, Magnoliopsida, Fabales, Fabaceae. The record is from the annotation of a GenBank genome assembly.
AUGGAAAUGAGAGGCCAAGAUAAGGAAAUAGAGAUACCAACAACUUUAGGUUACAACCUUCCCAACCGAGAUUCUUCUUCUUCCUCUUCCAAGCUCUCUUCUCCAACUGUUGGUGAAAGAAGUAGCACUGAUCAUGAUCAUGAUCAACUUCAUCAACCACCUCACCAAACUCACACAUUAAUCUUCAACGACCCAUCUCACCAUAAUCUCUAUCCGCCACCACCACCUCCUCCUCUUGCACCUCGUCAACCUCAUAGACUCACAUCAGAUCCAGAUCUAGGCACCCCAAUUGCUCCCACACCGAAUCCCCUAAGAACUGCACACCCUCAAAGAACAACAAUAGCAGCGGCAACAGCAAACUCAACCUCGACCCCGUCGAUCAGGUACCGAGAAUGUCUUCGGAACCACGCGGCAAGCAUGGGGAGCCACGUGGUGGAUGGCUGUGGAGAGUUCAUGGCAAGUGGAGAAGAAGGUACGCCGGAAUCACUAAGAUGCGCCGCGUGUGAGUGCCACCGCAACUUCCACAGGAAAGAGAUUGAUGGAGAGUUACAGCCACAACUACCACUACCACUACCACAACCACACCAUGCUCCCAAUUAUCCCGGCUACUACCCCAACAAGCACAAUGGACACCUUCACUACCCUACACCCUCUUCUUCCUCCCUCCAUCAUAGAUUGGUUGGCACUAGUGGUACACCAAGUUUGGUCCCCCCAGUGAUGAUGGCCUUUGGAGGCCCAGCUGAGUCCUCAAGUGAAGAUCUCAACAUGUUCCAGUCCAACAUUGGAGGAGCACAGUUAUCAGUGCAGGCACCACUCUCUUCCAAGAAGAGGUUUAGGACUAAGUUCUCUCAAAACCAGAAGGAUAGGAUGAUGGAGUUUGCUGACAAGAUCGGUUGGAAGAUCCAGAAACAUAAUGAGCAGGAGGUACAACAGUUUUGUUCUCAAGUGGGUGUCAAGAGACAGGUUUUCAAGGUUUGGAUGCAUAAUAACAAGCAAACAAGUAGUAAGAAGCAGCCAAUGUAA